Messenger RNA from Paramecium sonneborni, 277 nucleotides. The record is from the annotation of a GenBank genome assembly. Lineage: Eukaryota; Ciliophora; Oligohymenophorea; Peniculida; Parameciidae.
UCUCAUCAAAUAAUUUUGUAUAUGCUUCUAAUUGCUUUCUGUAUUGAGAAUUAAGAGAGAAUAAGAUUUCUUGUUUUCUCAUUUUGGCUAGGAAAUAAAAGGUAAUUUAUUAUUAUAAAAAAUUACCCAAAUAUUCCUAUAAAUGUAAGAAGGAAUGAUGAUUAAGCCUACACCAAAUAAUCAGACUACACUAAAAAAUAUAUCAUUUCCUUAUUAUAAACCAGAAAAUAAAUGAAAUACUUGCAAGAGUCGAAUUACAAUUUUGAUUAUAAAUGAU